Rhinolophus ferrumequinum (greater horseshoe bat) is the source of this 552-nucleotide messenger RNA. Its product is annotated as 39S ribosomal protein L20, mitochondrial-like. Gene Ontology annotation, biological process: ribosomal large subunit assembly; translation. The coding region runs from base 1 to 465 and encodes 154 amino acids. Gene Ontology annotation, molecular function: rRNA binding; structural constituent of ribosome. Gene Ontology annotation, cellular component: ribosome. The transcript has a single exon. The record is from RefSeq and is a predicted model, not a curated record. NCBI's taxonomy places the organism in Eukaryota, Metazoa, Chordata, Mammalia, Chiroptera, Rhinolophidae.
AUGCGGGCCCGGGCCUGGGCCAUGGUCCUCACCGCGCAGCUCUGGCUGCGGAGCCGCCUCACCCGCCGCUGCUGGCGUGUCCAGGAGGUGCCGAAGCACGCGCGGCACUUCCGGGGAAGGAAGAACCGGUGCGACAGGCUGGCCGUUAGAGCGGUGACGAGAGCGUUUGUGAAAUGCACGAAAGCCCGGAGGCUGAAGAAGAACGUGAGGACGCUCUGGAUUAAUCGGAUCACAGCUGCCUCCCAAGAACACGGCCCGAAGUACCCAGCGUUCAUCGUCAACCUAGUUAAGUGUCAGGUGGAGCUCCACAGGAAAGUGCUUGCCGAUCUAGCCAUCUAUGAACCAAAGACUUUUAGAUCUUUGGCUGCCUUGGCCAAAAGAAGGCGACAAGAAGGAUUUGCUGCUGCCUUAGGGGCCUGGAAGGAACCUGAAGGCAUAUUUUCCAGAGUGGCACAGUACCAUUGAGGGGCACACUGACACCGCCAGCUGAGGGACUUAGGAAAAGGUUUUAUCUCCCUGAUGAUCAUAACUAAAAUAGGGGCUAAAAGUCAU